Messenger RNA from Seminavis robusta, 1086 nucleotides. Lineage: Eukaryota; Bacillariophyta; Bacillariophyceae; Naviculales; Naviculaceae. The record is from the annotation of a GenBank genome assembly.
AUGGGUACCAUGACGACGACAAAGACUAUCUUAGUGACGGGCGGCUGCGGUUUCAUCGGCAGCCACACUAUUGUCUUGCUUUUGGAACAAGGAUACAAUGUUGUAGUGGUGGAUAAUCUAUCCAAUUCAAAGAAGGUUUCCUUGGAUCGGGUGCAAAAAAUUGUGGGAUUGGACGAUGAACAGAGGAAGAUUCGCUUGACCUUCCAUGAGGUGGAUCUUUGCGAUGAACCAGCUCUUCGCAGAGUCUUUGAAACCGGCCCAACAUUUGAUGCCUGCAUUCAUUUUGCGGGGCUGAAAGCCGUGGGAGAAAGUACUCGAAUCCCUCUCAAAUACUACGAAAACAAUCUUGGUGGAACCUUUAUUCUCCUGCGUUUGAUGGAUGAGUUCAACUGUCAUUCCAUUGCGUUUUCUUCCUCAGCUACAGUCUACGGCAUGGUCGAAAAAAUGCCAAUUACCGAAUCCGUACCAGUUGGUGCUGGCAUCACCAAUGCCUAUGGAAGAACCAAAUACAUGUUGGAGGAAGUCUUGAAAGAUUUUUACAAUUCCAAGACUUUGGAUAAGGACAAGAAAAGUACAUGGACAGUGGCUCUCUUGCGAUACUUUAAUCCCGUCGGAGCCCACCCCUCGGGAGAAAUUGGCGAAAAUCCCAAUGGAAUCCCCAACAACCUCAUGCCCUACGUUUCCCAGGUUGCCGUUGGUCGACGAGAAUUUUUGACCGUCUUUGGUGACGAUUACGACACGCCCGAUGGAACAGGAGUGCGCGACUACAUCCACGUGAUGGAUCUGGCGCAAGCCCAUGUGACGGCAAUCGACUACAUGACAAAGAAAGACCACGGAGUUUUCACCUUCAACUUGGGAACUGGUACAGGAUAUUCGGUAGUGGACAUGGUGAAGGCAAUGAGCAAAGCCUGUGGACAUGAAAUCAAAUACAAGGUUGGACCACGUCGUCCUGGUGACAUUGCUACCUGCUAUGCCGACCCAACAUAUGCACGGGAGGAACUAGGCUGGGAAGCAAAGCUAGGACUAGAAGAAAUGUGCCGUGACCUCUGGGAGUGGCAAUCCAAGAAUCCCAAUGGAUUUGAUUGA